UUUACGCAGUUAAAAGAGCUUGUAGACUUACUUAGUAUACAGGAGGAGGAUCUAUACAAUAUGGACGAGACUGGCAUCCAGAUUGGCAUCUCGAAGAGGCAGGCUAUCUACACGCAACAUAGACGCAACGUCCUUAUGCCAACGUCUAAUAACAGAGAGCUCGUUAGCCUUAUAGAGUGUAUUUCUGCGUCUGGCCAUUCAAUCGCGCCUAUGAUUGUUGUCAAAGGCAAAUUAAUUUAG
Molecule: messenger RNA, 240 nt
Organism: Bipolaris sorokiniana ND90Pr
Lineage: Eukaryota; Fungi; Ascomycota; Dothideomycetes; Pleosporales; Pleosporaceae
Exons: 1
Source: RefSeq, a predicted model, not a curated record